Molecule: messenger RNA, 5626 nt
Organism: Trematomus bernacchii (emerald rockcod)
Lineage: Eukaryota; Metazoa; Chordata; Actinopteri; Perciformes; Nototheniidae
Gene: atxn7l1
Product: ataxin 7-like 1
Source: RefSeq, a predicted model, not a curated record
UGCUAACUGGUAGUCAGGCUCGGACCAGCAUGGCUCCACUACGCAUGGCCCCAAAGUUUGUUGUCAGAGACUCGUCCUCGGAUGACAAACAGAUUUACUGCCAGGGUAAAGCCGUGAGGCUCAGCAAAGAAGAGAUGCUUGUCUACAGCCAGCUUCCAGCUCUGGAGGAUUUUUGUCUUGUUGUCUGCCAUGUCUGCGAUCAGGUGGUCACCCCCCAGGGCAUCCUCACACACUACGAGAAGCGCCACGGCUCCCCCGCCCCCUCCAGGACCCCCCUGGUCCCCAUGAAGCCAAAAGCACCUGCGGUGACCCCCACUGUGGUGCCAAGUCCCGGGGACACGCUGGCCUUCAGGGUCCCCAAGGAGUACCCUCACUCACGCUUCAGCAAGGCGCCUCUGGCCGUCUACCCACCGAAGGGGGCGCGGAACAAGACAUGUGUGUCCCUCCCGGUGGUGAGCCUGGAGAAGAUCCCCUGCCUCAGCCGGGGUGACCCUUCAUCACAUGUGCGCAUCACCUCCUCAUCCUCCUCAUCCUCCUCCUCCUCUUCCUCCCCCUCACACCUCCCUCCCCCGGCCUCCCAGCGGUCCAGCGAGAAGCUCACAAACGGUCGCGGGCCGCCCACCCCCUCUCCAUCCUCCUCUGCGGACAGACGGCCCAGUCCGGCUCGCUCUCCUCUGGACAGACGGCUGCCCUCGACCCCCUCUCCUUCCCCUCUGGACCGUAAACCCCCCUCCUCACCGGCCCCUUCCCAACGCUCUGCCGCUCUGCCUGUGACGUCGCUGUUGGAGAAGAAGCAGCAAAAUGGGACGAAGACUCCCUCCAGGUCGCAAAAAAGACUCUCAGGCAGAGUUUUUGAUCCUAACAAACACUGUGGAGUCCAGGAUCCUGAGACUAAGCGACCCUGCACCCGGUCUCUCACCUGCAAGUCUCACUCGCUCACACACCGCAGAGCCGUCGGAGGCCGAGGGAAACACUUUGACGUCCUGCUGGCCGAACACAAGGGGCGGGCCAAGCUGACCGAGGGAGCGAAGGAGAAGGACGCAUCGCAGGGAAGGAAGGAAGGAAGCGUCACGCCACAGGAGACCGCAUCUCCCAGCAGGCCGCACUGCACUAACGGACGCACGCUGUCCAUGCUGAAGCUGCGGCUGGCUAACGCACACAUACCCAGGGUCCCAGGCUCCACCACCACCUCCAGCCCUCUGCCCCCGGCCGUCCCCCCACAGCCGUCCCCCCUCAGAGACGGCGGGCGUCUCUCGAGUGACGAGGGCGACGCGGAGGCCCCAGAGGACGGAGACAGAUCUGCCUCUCACUCCUCCCAUCGCCACCCACAGCCUUUACGGUACUGCGUGUUCAGCAGCAGGCUCAUGGGACGGGGUCACUACGUGUUCGACAGGCGAUGGGACCGCAUGAGGCUGGCGCUGCAGAACAGCGUGGAGAUACACCUCAACGCACAUAUGUGGAGUUUCAGGAAGGUGCCUCCCGCUCCCGAGAGCCUCCUCUCCCUCUCCUCCUCCGGUACCUCCCCCGUCUCUUCACAGCCGUCUCCCUCUCCCUCCUCCGUCCCUCUUCCUCCCCUCUCCCUCAUCCCUCCGCCUGCGUCCACAGUCGGAGCGCUCAGCCUCCGAGUCGCUCCCGUCAGAGCCCGUAACGGCACGCAUAAAGCCCCCCGCUCAUCCAAAGACACGGAGGACUCUGGAGCGAAGAGGAGGAAAAACGCCUUCCUUUUCCCCACUGUGGAUAAUCUGAGGAGGAACGGCAGCAGCCAUCAUCCAACGUUACAAAGUUCAGGGGCGUCUGCAGCAGGGAGGAAAAAGGGACUCGGUCGGGGGGGGAUGUGGAGCGGAGGGGAGGACUGGCUCUCCAGAGACGACGGGUCGGAAAGCUACAACUCACACAGCAGUGGUGAACUAGGCAGUGUACCCGACUCCCCCAGCAGGGAGUCACCCUCCGCCCCCCCUCACCCUCCUGCUCCCCCCUCCGGACCCUUGCCUUAUGUCGGGGGGGCAGAGGGCAGGAAGAGGAGGAGUCCCAGCUCCUUCAAAGCAAAGGCCAGCAAGCUGAGCAGCCCGGGGGGGAUGGAGAGCCUCUUUGGGAGCGACAGCGUGGGAAUCCUGGCCUCAGGGCCCGAGUCCCCGAGACAGGCCAAGAUGCAUCACUGACAGAAACCUGCUCCCCGGACUGAACGUUGGGCAGCUGUGCAGACCACCACCGUUUGUGACCUUUGACCUCACCACUCUUCCCCUGACGGCACCAAUGAGACCGGUGAUGUCACCCCCAUUCAUCCAAUCACAGCUCAGUUCACUCACCGGGACACAGGAGUGUUUGCCGGCCGUUCACUUUCACCCAUCCACCUUUUUUUAAAAACAUGGAUCACUCUGACAUACAUUCAGAACAAUACAGUUGAAUCCAAAAAUGGAAAGGGAAUUUUCAGACAGAAUUUACACACUGUACAAGUUUGAGGGAGACUUUUUUUCUUAAUCAGCUGACAAGGUAAGUGAUUGUUUUUCGGGUUAAAGCUGAAGGACCUACUGACACGAUUACUGUAGGCCUCAGCGGUCAUCGAUGCCACCUUAACUCUAUUAUUUUAGCGACUCGUUACAACGAACAUCUCUGUCAACAUCUCUGAAAUUCUCUCUCUUUCCUCACCCCCCUAUCUCCCCCAUCCCUCCCAGCAUUGCUGUGCUCAAAGUGCUCUUACUGCCCCUCUCUCUCUCUUCCUCCAUUAUCUCCACCACGGACCUGAACACAAGGGAAGGAAGCGACACUGUAUUUCAAUAUAGGAAGAGAUCUAAGAAGGGAUCCGAUUUAUUUUGUCUUCGUUCUCGUUUUGCAAGAAACACAAACUCCUGUCUGUGUGUCAGGACUUGCAUCCACAAAAAGGAAUGAAGCCUACGGUGUUGGAUCUAUUUUUUUUUGUAUAUUAAUUUAUCGUUCUUAAGUUAUGUUUGUUUUCUAACUCGCCCUCGAGGUGCCGAGCUACGGGAAAAGCAAAGAAUCAUUUCUAUGGCAUUUUGAAGAAAUGUUGAAAGUAUUAUGAUAAUUCAUAUUGUUGAAAAUGUGUACAUUAUUUUUAUAUUUAUUAAUUAUCGUCCCCUUUUACAAAAUAUGAGCUAUACAAAGAAAAUGUUUUCCUCCAACUAAAUAGUGUUUAAUGAUAUUGAUAAUGAUCAGCCUGGUUUCUCAAAAUAUUGAAGAGUUUGUUAAUUAGCACGUUUUUAAAUGAAUUAAUGGCUAAAUAUGGACUUUAACUGUGGGGGCUGUGUCUGUCCUUCCAAAUGUAAGUAUUUUUAUUCAGUAUGUUAUAAUAACUGAGGCUUUUUCACAAUAAAAAAAAUUAAUAGGUGAAAAAUAUUAGACAAAAAAUGUAUCAAUUCAAACAAAUUUGACUUGGGAGAGUCUACUGUAAAAAGUCAACUGUUUUUGAUACAGUAAUUCACAUAUAGAUGUCAGCCAUACUGCAACUUUGCAAAGUCUGAUUGACAAUUUAAUUACAUUUUCCUAUUUUGUAAGGAGUUGUUUUGCCAGUGCCUGCACAUUUUUCACUUUUUGUUUUAAUUAGCAGCUCCUCCAUUUACCUAAAGAGCCAUCAACAGCGCACUCAACAAAGUAUGCCUGCCAAGGUUGUCACUUCUGUAGUGUUAACACAUUCAAACCUGCAUAAAAAGAAGUAUGCAAUCUUAAUAUUGGACAGCCACAGCCUCUAUCAGGAGAUGAAGUUUACUCAGUUGCUCUUUUUAUUUCCAUAAAUCUGUAUCUGACAUAUGCUAAUGAGCAAAUGUUGAUUUUGUGACACCAGGCUUUGGUUAGUAUUUUCAUAUAAAGAGCCCCGCAUUCAUGUUAGCCUGUGGUUCCACCCGUUCUCAUAAAUCUUCCAAUGUUCAAAACAAUAGUUAUUAUACUUUGAAACCAUCUUAAUCUUCCAGGAUCGAUUGGUUCAGGUCAAAAUGCUUUCAGUUACCUUUCAGAAAUGCUUCCUUACAUGUAUUUUAAACAAACACACAUUCAGCAUUAGGUGUACGAAACACAAAAGGAGCUCAGUCACUACCACAACUUUAAGUCCAAAGAUGCUAAAAUAUGAUUAUAUUAUGAGGUUGUCACUUUAAGUAGGUGUAUAGCUAUAGAGAAAUCCCUGAAACAUGUGAGGAUUUCUCUUUUCUUGGUAGGAUGGUGUCUAAAAAUGUUCGGAAAGUAUCCUGUCUUCAUCUUGUAUUGCUGAUAAAGGUGGCGUAACUGAGAGCAUUUUGAUUUCAUUCAUAGCGAUUGUUCUAAUCUAAACACACAUGGUUUAUCCGGGUGUUCGCAAUGUACAGUUAAUUUGUUAAAGGGAGAGUUCUGAUGAUUUGAAGUGGGGUUGUAUGAGGUUUUUAUCCAAAGUCAGUGUUUGUAGAAGAGGACAGGAGAAGAAUCAAGAGUUCUGCCAUGGAAAGAAUGGCAGCAAAAUAUAUGUAAGCCAUCCAAAAGAUAGUCCCACCAAAAAAAUAGUAUAUUUCAAUUUAAGUGUAUGACCAAUUUUGGAUAUUUUCAUUGCUUCCCCUUGCUGUGAGACAGACUUUUCCUGCAGGGAACUGAAGGUGUUAUCUCUACUCUCCUCAAAGCCACCUUACUCCAUUCACAAAAACACUCAUUUGAUCUCCCAGAACACGGGGGUUGCUGGUCUUCCAUUGCUUCUACAUGUAUUUGAUGUGUUAUUGUAUGACUUCAAUGUUUUAAAAGGUAACUCCGUAUCACCCGAGUCACUCAAUUACACGUACAAAAUCAAGGAAGUGGUAUAUUAGCAGAUUUGCGAGCUAAAAUGUUUUUGUAGAUUACGACUUGAGUUCCCCUUAAGAAAGGUCUGAAUAAUAUAUAGAGAACACUUAAACUUUAUUGGUUUUUUUUAAACGUUGGCUCUUCCUAAAGGUGGCUUAAAUAUGUCCUUCUACUGCCAUGGUAACACCUCAUAUAAAACCACUUCAAAAUAUCCGAGCUAUCCCUUUAACAUGCCUACAAUUACAAUAAUCAUUUUCUCUGAUAUACAUACCAACAUAUGUACUAGUAUAACUAUUGUUUAUGUUUGUUUAAAGGAUAAAACCAUGGUUAAGUGUGGAAUUUAGUGAGUUUUUUUAUGGAUCAAAGCUGAUGAUCUUAGUGCUGAAAUGAUUUUUGGGACUUCUCAACCUGACCUACUGUUUAUAGUAAUACAAAUAGGAAGUUACAGUCACUGUUGCAGCUAAAAUUAAGACAAGAGUUUUCAGUGGAUUUCAGAGCAGUUGUAUAUUUUGAACUUUAUGGAGGUAUAACAGUUUCUUUUAAAGCCUCCCUCUUUGUUUUUUUGCACUUUGUCAUAACGCCCAGAUCUUUAAUCAACGUCUAUUUAUAUACAUGUUUGAGAAAUUGAAAGCAAAUCUAUAUAUAUAUUUGUAAAAGUGGUUUUUUGGCAACUGCAGUGAAAGAAGAUGGAGAGUGUUUUGUGGGUGAGUUUACCAGCACACCAUUGUUUGUUGUGUCUGAUCCAAACAUGCCUUGUUAGAGUUAUUCACUCUGACUGCAGUUGGAUACCAAAAAAAGGAUUUCCCACCAUACAACAACACUUGCUGUAUAAAAAAUGUUCUUAUAUCCAAGCUUUUAUUAAAUGAUUGAAAGUGAA